This is a messenger RNA of Molossus molossus (Pallas's mastiff bat), 1706 nucleotides long. It is a transcript of the gene ARSJ, whose product is annotated as arylsulfatase family member J. The transcript has 2 exons. The coding region runs from base 1 to 1701 and encodes 566 amino acids. The record is from RefSeq and is a predicted model, not a curated record. NCBI's taxonomy places the organism in Eukaryota, Metazoa, Chordata, Mammalia, Chiroptera, Molossidae.
AUGCGCACCCUGGCAGGCCUCUGGGUCCUGAGCCUCCUCACCUGCGGCUAUCUGUCCUGGUCCCGUGGCCGCCAGCAGGACCAGGAAGCUGGACACGGGCCAGAGCUGGGCAGCCCCGCCAGCUCCCAGCCCCACCUCAUCUUCAUCCUGGCGGACGACCAGGGGUUCAGGGACGUGGGCUACCACGGCUCAGAGAUUCGGACCCCCACGCUGGACAGGCUCGCUGCUGAAGGGGUCAAGCUGGAGAACUACUAUGUCCAGCCCAUCUGCACCCCGUCCAGGAGUCAAUUCAUCACUGGGAAGUAUCAGAUACACACCGGGCUGCAGCACUCCAUCAUACGGCCGGCCCAGCCCAACUGCCUGCCCCUGGACAGCCCCACGCUGCCCCAGAAGCUGAAGGAGGCGGGCUACGCCACGCACAUGGUGGGCAAGUGGCAUCUGGGCUUCUACCGGAGGGAGUGCCUGCCCACCCACCGGGGCUUCGACACCUUCUUCGGCUCCCUCUUGGGGAGCGGCGACUACUACACUCACUACAAGUGUGACGGGCCCGGGAUGUGUGGCUACGACCUAUACGAGAACGACCGCGCGGCCUGGGACCACGGCGGCGGCGUGUACUCCACUCAGAUGUACACGCAGAGAGUGCAGCGCAUCCUGGCCGCCCACGACCCCCGGAAGCCCCUGUUCCUGUAUAUCGCCUACCAGGCUGUGCAUUCCCCGCUGCAGGCCCCCGGCAGGUACUUCCGACACUACAGGUCCAUCGUCAACACCCACCGGCGCAGGUACGCGGCCAUGCUCUCCUGCCUGGACGAGGCGGUCAGCAACGUGACCCUGGCCCUGCAGGCCCACGGCUUCUACAACAACAGCAUCAUCAUCUACUCCUCAGACAACGGCGGCCAGCCCACCGCCGGAGGGAGCAACUGGCCCCUGAGGGGCAGCAAGGGGACGUACUGGGAGGGGGGCAUCCGGGCGCUGGGCUUCGUGCACAGCCCCCUGCUGACCCUGCGGGGCUCCGUGUGCCGAGAGCUGGUGCACAUCACCGACUGGUACCCCACCCUGGUGGCCCUGGCCGAGGGGCACAUCGACGAGGACGCGCACCUGGACGGCUACGACGUCUGGGAGGCCAUCAGCGAGGGCCUGCGCUCGCCCCGGGUGGACAUCCUGCACAACAUCGACCCCAUCUACACCAAGGCGAGGCACGGCUCCUGGGCGGCGGGCUACGGCAUCUGGAACACGGCCGUCCAGUCCGCCAUCCGGGUGCGGCACUGGAAGCUGCUCACGGGGAGCCCCGGCUACAGCGACUGGGUCCCCCCGCAGGCCUUCAGCAACCUGGGCCCCACCCGGUGGCACCACGAGAGGGUCACCCUGUCCGCCGGCAAGAGCGUGUGGCUUUUCAACAUCACGGCCGACCCCUACGAGCGAGUGGACCUGUCCGGCAGGUACCCCGGCGUCGUGAGGCAGCUGCUCCGCCGGCUGUCACAGUUCAACAAAACCGCGGUGCCUGUCAGGUACCCCCCCGGGGACCCCAGAAGCAACCCGCAGCUCAACGGGGGUGUCUGGGGGCCCUGGUACAAGGAGGAAAGCGAGAAAAAGAAGCCACACAAAAAUAAGGCGGAGGGAAAGCAGAAGAACAGGAAGACGAAGAAGAGACCACAGGAAACAGACGGGGGUCCCCAGUGCAGUCCGGGAGCUCCUUGGGGGUGACCCCA